AUGAGUAGUGAGACCAGGUCCAAACUGGGCCAUGCCCUGGCCAAGGGUCUCGGCAUCAAGCUCGCUUACAGAGAUCCUCUGGGUGCGACCACCGACCCCGUCACGAGAGGCGAAUCGACAUUUUCUAUGGGCACCGUCGACACAUAUUCAUACAACGAGCCCGAACCGACAAGCAUCGAUUGGAUUCGCGAAAUUAUUCCCACCGGACCAGAAUUCGGCAGAUAUUUGAUCAAUCUCUUCCCUUUUGUCACAUGGAUCGGAAACUACAACCUGCAAUGGCUGUGGGGUGACUUGAUUGCCGGUAUCACCGUGGGAGCCGUCGUCGUGCCGCAAGGUAUGGCCUAUGCCGCUCUGGCUGGCCUGGAAGUGCAAUAUGGACUGUACUCCUCAUUCAUGGGAGUCUUGAUUUAUUGGUUCUUUGCCACGUCAAAGGAUAUUACUAUCGGACCCGUGGCGGUCAUGUCAACCCUAACUGGAACGAUCGUGGCGAAGGUCCUAGAUGAAUACCCCGACUAUCCGGCCCAUUUGGUUGCAUCUUCUCUUGCAGUCCUCUGCGGUGGUAUUGUUUUUGUACUGGGAAUUUUACGACUGGGUUUCAUCGUCGAUUUCAUUCCCCUGCCUGCUAUCUCAGCCUUCAUGACUGGCUCUGCUCUGAGCAUUUGCUCGGGACAGGUGCCCACCAUGCUGGGUGAGACUGCCAAGUUCGAUACCCGUGGUGCCACUUACAUGAUUAUCAUCAAUACCCUCAAACAUCUUCCGAGUUCGACAUUGGAUGCUGCUAUGGGUGUUACUGCCUGCGCAAUGCUGUAUAUCAUCCGUUCUGCAUGCACCUACGCCGCUAAGAAGCAACCUGCCAAGGCCAAGAUUUGGUUCUUUGUCUCGACCCUUCGCACCGUGUUUGUGAUGUUGUUCUACACUAUGAUCAGUGCCGCCGUCAACUUGCACCGCAAGGACGACCCAGCGUUCAAGCUUCUUGGCAAAGUUCCUCGGGGUUUCCAACAGGCCGCCGUGCCUACUAUGGACCCGAAGAUCAUUUCGGUGUACGUUGGCGAGUUACCAGCUGCGGUGAUCGUUCUCUUGAUUGAGCAUAUUGCUAUUUCCAAGUCUUUCGGUCGUGUCAACAAUUACACCAUCGAUCCCUCCCAGGAAUUCGUCGCUAUCGGUGUUAGUAACCUCCUUGGACCUUUCCUUGGUGGCUACCCCGCUACUGGAUCUUUCUCUCGGACUGCCAUCAAGUCCAAAGCCGGAGUCCGAACACCUCUGGCCGGUUGUAUCACCGCCGUCGUGGUCCUUUUGGCUAUCUACGCUCUCCCUGCUCUUUUCUUCUACAUCCCCAAAGCGUCCCUGGCCGGUGUCAUUAUUCACGCCGUCGGUGAUCUGAUCACUCCCCCUAACGUGGUGUACCAGUUCUGGCGUGUCUCCCCGCUUGAUGCCAUCAUUUUCUUCAUUGGUGUCUUUGUGACUGUUUUCACUUCAAUUGAGAAUGGUAUCUACUGCACAGUCUGUGUGUCGAUUGCAGUCUUACUGUUCCGUGUGGCCAAGGCCCGCGGUCAGUUCUUGGGCCGUGUCACGAUUCACUCCGUUGUUGGAGACCACCUUUUGGAUGGCGAAGGAAAGUAUGGAUCGUUGGGCAACAACAACAAGACUCCCUCCGCUGAUGAGGAGCGCCACCACCGGACCAUCUUCCUUCCCAUCAACCACACCGAUGGCUCCAAUCCUGACAUCGAAGUGGAGCAGCCUCUCCCCGGUAUCUUCAUCUACCGCUUCUCCGAAGGCUUCAACUACCCCAAUGCAAACCACUACACCGAUACCUUGGUUCAAACCAUCUUCAAAAGCACCCGCCGAACGAACCCGCACGCCUACCGCAACCGGGGUGAACGUCCCUGGAACGAUUCCGGUCCCCGCCGCGGCAAGGAGGGCAGUGACGAUGAUUCGCACCUACCUCUUCUCCAAGCCGUCAUUCUGGACUUCUCAUCCGUUAACAAUGUCGAUGUCACCUCCAUUCAAAACCUUAUCGAUGUGCGUAACCAGCUGGAUAAAUACGCCUCCCCCCGCUCCGUGCAAUGGCACUUCGCACACAUCAACAACCGCUGGACGAAGCGUGGCCUGGCUGCCGCAGGCUUUGGCUACCCAACACCAGUCAACAGUAGCGAUGGCUUCCACCGAUGGAAACCCAUCUUCAGCGUGGCAGAAAUUGAAGGCAGUGCCUCAGCCGCUGCUCACGCCGAGAUCAUUGCCAACCAGCGCGAGCACGCCUACCACCAGAGCGAGGAUAUCGAAUCUGGCCUCAAGGCCAAAUCCGACACCACCGAGGUCGAACCCCAUGGCAUCGAGACUUCCUCCUCCGAGACCUCCGAGGUCAUCCGGGAUGACAAGUUCCAGCGCGAUAUCACGGACAGCAAGGCAUACCAGGGUCGUCCCAAGGUUGCGCUCGUGCAGGGCAUGAACCGGCCUUUCUUCCACAUCGAUCUCACCAGCGCUCUUCAAAGCGCCGUUGCCAACUCCUCGGACGAGAUCCCUCACAUUGGUUGA
This is a messenger RNA of Penicillium paradoxum, 2532 nucleotides long. RefSeq names its product SLC26/SulP family anion transporter. NCBI's taxonomy places the organism in Eukaryota, Fungi, Ascomycota, Eurotiomycetes, Eurotiales, Aspergillaceae. Gene Ontology annotation, cellular component: membrane. The coding region runs from base 1 to 2532 and encodes 843 amino acids. The record is from RefSeq and is a predicted model, not a curated record. Gene Ontology annotation, biological process: transmembrane transport. Gene Ontology annotation, molecular function: secondary active sulfate transmembrane transporter activity. The transcript has 2 exons.